Messenger RNA from Aspergillus heteromorphus CBS 117.55, 198 nucleotides. RefSeq lists its product as uncharacterized. The transcript has a single exon. The record is from RefSeq and is a predicted model, not a curated record. The annotation marks the transcript as partial. Lineage: Eukaryota; Fungi; Ascomycota; Eurotiomycetes; Eurotiales; Aspergillaceae.
UUAAAGAAUCCUACUGAAGCCUCUAUUCUCUUUAUAUUUAAAAAAAAUAAUAGCUUAUAUUUUUAUAUAAAUUAUAAAGAUUUUAAUAAGAUUUUUAUUAAAAAUUACUAUUUUUUAUUUCUUAUUUCAGAGAUUCUUAACAGGGUUUUAAAAAGUAUCUAUUUUUUAAAAAUUAAUAUUAAAAAUAUAUACUACUAA